AUGGGUAUAAUCUGUUUAACUGUCGCUGUGUUUGUAUUUUCAAAUAUUGUUUUAUCGACCGCGAUUCCGACUACUACUUUUAUGAAAGGCAGUGAUGCACUACUAUCAGCUCCGCUUAUAGAUGGGCACAAUGAUUUACCCUAUUCUUUAUACCUUAUCGCCAAUAAUGAUUUAAGUAAUUUUCAAUUUGAAAAGAAUCUAACAGAUGAUAAAACUUGGGGAAAAGAUACUUGCAAAGCAUGUGUGACCGAUUUACCACAUUUAACUGCAGGAAGAGUAGGAGCGCAGUUUUGGGCAGCAUAUGUUGAUUGUAAAUCACAAUACAAAGAUGCAGUUGAACUAACUCUUCGUCAAAUUGAUGUAAUUAAAAGAUUAGUAAAAAAAUAUUCUGAUAAGUUAGAAUUUGUAUCAGUAGCCGAUGAUAUUGAAUUCACUUGGAAAAAGGGAAAAAUUGUUUCUAUGAUUGGUAUUGAAGGAGGACACUCGCUCGACUCAAGUUUAGCAGUUUUACGACUCUAUUAUGAACUUGGUGUACGAUAUCUUACAUUGACUCAUACAUGUAAUACUCCAUGGGCAGAUGCCUCAUCAAUAAAUGAUCAAUUCAUGUAUAAUCUUACAGAAUUUGGGCAGAUUAUAGUUUGGGAAAUGAAUCGAUUAGGAAUGAUGAUUGAUCUUUCGCACGUAUCGCAUAAUGUUAUGCGCAACGUACUUAGUAUUUCAAAAUCACCAAUUAUUUUUUCACACUCAUCAGUGUUUACACUUUGUAAUAAUUAUAGAAAUGUUCCUGAUGAUGUUUUAUAUCAAGUAAAAAUAAAUAAUGGUAUUAUAAUGAUUAAUUUUUAUAACAGUUUUGUAAACUGUGAUAAAUCGAGAAAUGCUACGCUAGAAGACGUUGUCGCUCAUAUCAAUUACGUCAAAAAUCUUAUUGGUAUUGAUCAUGUGGGAAUCGGUGCUGAUUACAAUGGUGUUACAGAGACACCAAUAGGUCUCGAGAACGUCUCGAAAUAUCCUGCAUUAUUUGAUCGUCUUUACGCCAAUAAAGAGGGUGAGACAGAGUGGAGUAAAGACGAUCUUGAAAAACUAGCUGGAAGAAAUUUGAUCAGAGUCUUCAAGGAAGUCGAAAGUGUUCGUAACUCAAUGAGAUUUCAGUUACCUUAUGAAAAUAUUAUUAGCGGCAACGAACUCAGAGUUGCUCAAGAAAACGAAAAAUUGAAACCGGGUCUUUGUCAGACAGCAAAAGAAUGGAACAAUGUAAAGGAAAAGCUUGAAUUGUAA
Messenger RNA from Ceratosolen solmsi marchali, 1275 nucleotides. RefSeq names its product dipeptidase 1. Gene Ontology annotation, molecular function: metallodipeptidase activity. NCBI's taxonomy places the organism in Eukaryota, Metazoa, Arthropoda, Insecta, Hymenoptera, Agaonidae. The transcript has 11 exons. Gene Ontology annotation, biological process: proteolysis. The record is from RefSeq and is a predicted model, not a curated record. Bases 1 to 1275 code for a protein of 424 amino acids.